AUGCAGAUCCUCACUCAACUACCACUCCGCAUACUUACGCACAAUAUCCGAUACGCGACAACCUCGCUUUUCGAAGGAGAACGGCCGUGGACGGAGCGCAAACAGCCUCUACUCAACGAACUGCUAUAUAAUACUCGAAAUCUAGACGCGUUUAUCUGUCUUCAGGAAGUACUACAUUCGCAGCUGAUCGAUAUCCUCUCCGGGUUGAAUCACGGCUCUCAGCAUCAGGAACCGGGGCGAGAACAGUGGGCAUACGUCGGCGUGGGAAGGGAUGACGGAGAAACGGCUGGCGAAUACUCGCCUAUAUUGUAUCGUCCAGCCGUUUGGCAGCUGCGACACUGGGAAACUGUCUGGCUCUCUCGGACGCCUGCAGUUCCCUCCAAAGGCUGGGAUGCCUCGUCGAUUCGCAUUGUCACGAUCGGUAUUUUCACCCACCGCGUCAGCCAGCGGACUAUCCUCGCUUUGAACACCCAUCUAGAUGACCAAGGGUCACGUUCGCGCUUCCAGGCAGCACAUAUGAUACUCCAGAAAAUUCGCGAAUACAAAGAGAGCAAAUGGGGAAACCUCAUCUCGGGUGUCUUCCUGACAGGAGACCUGAACAGCGAGGAGCAUCAAGAGGCCUACCAGGUACUAACCGCAGCGGAUUCCCCUGUAAUCGAUACAGCCAAACUGGUAAAUGUUAAAGAGCAUUAUGGCGACCGGGUCACUUGGACGGGCUUUGGCCAUGAACCGGAACUACCUUCACGCUUAGACUAUAUAUUCUUGGAUGGUGGUUGCUCGCCAUGGAAGGUUCAAGGAUACGCGGUGUUACCAAACCGGUUUGAGGAUGGAAUAUACAAUUCAGACCAUCGUGCUGUCGUUACGGAUGCUGUCUUGAGUUAG
This is a messenger RNA of Aspergillus chevalieri, 882 nucleotides long. Its product is annotated as endonuclease/exonuclease/phosphatase family protein. The coding region runs from base 1 to 882 and encodes 293 amino acids. The transcript has a single exon. Lineage: Eukaryota; Fungi; Ascomycota; Eurotiomycetes; Eurotiales; Aspergillaceae. Gene Ontology annotation, molecular function: 3'-5'-RNA exonuclease activity. The record is from RefSeq and is a predicted model, not a curated record.